CUUGACCAUCACAUCCACUGGCCAAGGAUGCUACUGAUCAGGAAAACAAACAACGCUGCCGUCGAUAAUCAGCUCUUAAGGAGGCUAGCGGGUCCGUUCCUUCUCAAUUGACCAUCCAGCCGAUUUUCACGGAGCGCCUGGAGACUAGCGGCCCAGUGAUAUUGGUGAUAUUGCUCUAUCCCAUCAAGCAAUGCUCAAGUUACCCUCAUCGGCCUUCCUCCGUCGACCGAGACUCCAACCGGGUCUUCUCGGCAGGACUAGCCGCGGAUCACGCGACCUGCAAACCCACACAUUCUGCUCGAGUGGUCCCUCUCGAUCGCACGACAACCCACUCGGCUUGCCCGCCCAACAAGCCGGCCUCCCUCGAUCGGGCUCUCCUCCCAAGCUCAACAUCUCCCGCUCGCUCCCGACCAAACGAGAUAUUCCGAAUGUCCGGAAAGUACUCGUGGUGGCUAGUGGCAAGGGUGGCGUUGGGAAGAGUACCGUCGCUGUCAAUCUGGCGAUCGCGAUCAGAAAUCAAUCGGCCCUUAACGUCGGACUAUUGGAUCUCGAUAUCUUUGGCCCCAGUGUACCCAAGUUGAUGGGCUUGGACGAAGGCCUUUCGCCGGAACUAACCGAUCAGAAUGCAUUAGUCCCCUUGCGGAAUCACGGCAUUUCGUGCAUGUCGAUAGGUUUCUUAAUUCCCCCAAGUGAGAGUCCGGAUUCAGUGGUUGCAUGGCGAGGGAUGAUGGUCAUGAAGGCCGUCCAACAGCUGCUCUUCGAUGUCGAUUGGAGGGGCCGAGCCGGGGAGGAAGAGGGACCCGGACUGGAUAUCCUGGUCAUCGACAUGCCCCCUGGAACAGGCGAUGUCGCCCUGAGUCUCGGCCAACUGGUCAACAUUCAUGGUGCUGUCAUUGUUACUACCCCUCAGGAUAUCGCUUUGAUCGACGUCACAAAAGGAGUCAACAUGUUCAGGAAAUUGAAUAUUCCAAUAAUAGGUUCGGUGCUGAACAUGUCUUCAUUUAAGUGCACAAAGUGCGAAACGAAGCACGAAAUCUUUGGGCCGAUGACCAGCUUCAAACGGGUCCUAGAGCGCAAUAAUGUCGAGCUCUUAGGUCAAGUUCCGCUCGACCUCCAGAUCUCGAAGUCCAGCGACGCGGGCCAACCGAUCAGCAUUUCUAAGCGCCCCCCUCCUGAACAUCCCGAGCCUCCAGAUGCAAACACUCCCACUUCGGCUUCGUUCGAUGAUAGCCCGUUUAUCGAAAUCUCUAGAAAAUGUCUCGACCAUCUGCUCCGAUAGAUCUGUUGUGCCCUGUCCUCUUUCAUUCGUUCGUCAAUGCUCACGGAGUCUGCCUGGGAAUCACAGCAAAUCCAAUUUAUUCAAUAUCCAGUUCACCAAAAAGGACGAUUCGCUAUGAAUCUCUGUGGGUUUCUAUCAUCAGUCGAUGGUUAGACCGCAUCUCACAUAACCAGAUGCAACAUUAUGGCUGCUAAAUUUGGAGUCCAAAUUUCGAUUCUGGUCGAAACAGUCGCCAUCAUACUAGUCCUAGACUUAUUUGACCCAGCUGCAAUGUCCAAAGAUUUGCUUUGGAUGAAUGGUGGAAGAGCUGUCGGAUUGACAAGACGGGCCUGGAAGCUUUCCAUGUGAACUCCACUCAAUAAAAUCGGAGAUUGCAAAGAUUUCUCACUGCAAUAUUUUGAUAGUGCAAGACACAAACCAAAAAUAAAUCAUAUUGACCAAAACUUAAAUUGGCAAAGGAAAAAUGAACGGAGUUAAAUCUAGAAAAAAAUUUAGAUUUCCAAACCAAAUAUCUGUAGAUUAGCUGU
Messenger RNA from Puccinia graminis f. sp. tritici CRL 75-36-700-3, 1806 nucleotides. Its product is annotated as ATP-binding protein. The coding region runs from base 191 to 1279 and encodes 362 amino acids. The transcript has 6 exons. Gene Ontology annotation, molecular function: 4 iron, 4 sulfur cluster binding; ATP-dependent FeS chaperone activity; ATP binding. NCBI's taxonomy places the organism in Eukaryota, Fungi, Basidiomycota, Pucciniomycetes, Pucciniales, Pucciniaceae. Gene Ontology annotation, cellular component: mitochondrion. The record is from RefSeq and is a predicted model, not a curated record. Gene Ontology annotation, biological process: mitochondrial respiratory chain complex I assembly; iron-sulfur cluster assembly.